GGCACAGAGUUGCAGGGAUCAUCAUGGAACAGGCGGCCCCUGGGGCAUCUGCUAGCCGCCGCGGUAGAGAUACGCUAGUCCCGAGUGGUUUUGAGUGCGUGGCACAUCCAGUCUUCUUCCGCAACGAUGUGUCUGAUGGGUCGUCUGAUUACGCCGCUCCCCCAACGUCAAAUACGGCUGCUAGAUCGGCUAUGAAUUCGACCACAACGAUUGACCCAACCGCGGCGGCCGCUUGGGAUGUAGAAGCUCUUGAGGGCGGAGAUGACUCAGGCAGGGACACAGAUGCUCCGGGCAAUGCAAGCAUCAUCAGUGGGCGUGGUGGAAGGGAGGUGCACUCUGUGUGUCCCAUAUGCCUUGGCAGGUUCGAAGAGCCGGUGACCCUCACCUCCUGCCUCCAUACCUUCUGCCAUACAUGCAUUUUGGGCUGGUACGAGCACACCGUUGCUGUUGCGCUCUCCCGGGGCAAUUUGUCCGCGUUCCACCCCGAACGAGGGAACAGCAACACCUGGAGAGGCGGCAGCAGCAACGAUAUCAGCGGCAGCAGCGGGACGAGUACAGGCAACAGGGAUGGUGGUCGCAAGAGACCGGCGCCGGUGCCGUACAGGUGCCCUCUCUGCCAGGUUCCGGGACCGUUCUUUCUCGCCGUCGAGCGACCGCGCUCCUCCUCCUUUAAGGGCAAGAGGGAGGCCAACCCCAAGAGCAGCAAACCGUCGAAGCUCAAGUUCAGGCUCCUCGGAGCGCCAACAGUGUUCGGGGGCGGCGGGCCGGUGAGCAGAGGGGUGGCGGUGGACGAGCACGCCGGCGGCGGUCGCGGGAAGGGGGGCGAUGGCGGGACGGCUGGCUAUCCCAGUCCCAGCAUGGCUGACCUCAGGGCCGCCGUACAAACACAGCUUGCCCUUGCUGCUGCUGCUGCUGCUGCUGCUGCUUCCGCUGCUGCUGCCGCCGAUCGACAGGCUGGGCCGCGGCCGGACGCCGAAGGAGGUUCAGAACCUUCAUGCACGGGAACGAAUGGAAUGGGGGUUCCCGGUGGGGAAGGCAUGGCACCGGAGACGGUCCCAGGCAUGGGGAUGACGCGGGGUGCGGCUGAUGGUGAUCGGAACUCAUGCGGAACGCUUGUCGGUAGCGGUAGCAGCAGCAGCAGCAGCAGCAGGCACAACAACAACGGGCAGAGCGACAGGAGCGGGGACCGUGUGGAUAGCUCUGGUGGCGCUGAUGUUGGGGAGCCCUUGUUUGCUGCGGCAGAACCCGGUUGCGAAGAAGGCGGAUCGCCGAUGGUUCCAUCGGAAGGAGGAGAGAGACCGUCACCCGUGCCCCGAAAUCGAGGUCGAGAUAGCGAUUGGUGUCGGAGUCGAGGCCGCGGUAGCAAGGAGCGGGACCGGAGGACGGAGCAGCAGGGUGACCACGGAUGCUCGGGUUUCCGAAACGCAUCUUCCUCGGAGGUACGAGGAGAACCAUGGCACGCCUCCUCCGGCAAUCCUCCCCAUAGCUGUAGCGGCGACGAGGAGCGAAAAAAGCGCAAACGGGCGCGGAAGGAGAAAGAAAAGAAACGAAGAGGUGCCAUAGCCAGCUGCCGUCAAAGUAAUAGUAAACCUUCUUUGCAUAGCGGCGGAGCCGGCUUGAGUAGAGGGGGGGCGUCUUGUGGGCUUCCAUGGGAUCCGGGAUCGAUGGCUGCCGAGGACGGGCUGCAAGCUAUCGAGAUCCUGCUAGAGAAGGAAAAGGAGAGUCUGCGAAAAAAGAUGGCGGGAGGAGAUUGUCCCCCGUUGUGACGAGGAGGCUGGGGACUGAACGAACUUGCGUCAUGCCCUGUACAGACUGAGCUUAUUUGGCAAGGUUCCACAAUGUGCUCAUGGAAGGCGUUGGGAAAAGACGGGGCGGGGUGAUAAAGUAGGCAUCCUGUCAAGAGUAGCGGCAGAGUACGAAGAGCAACGCGGUGAUGCUCUUGGCGUGGCGGGUUUGCUUGUGCUUGUGCUCCCGGUAGUAGCGCACGGCGAAUCGGGGUUACAACGAAUGCUACGAUUGGGGGGGGGGGGGGGGGGGCACCACAGAUUUCCUCCGUGAGCGCAUUCGGCUAGACACUACACACUUCGAGUUUUCCUUUCUUUUGCCGCCUGUCGCGCCAAGCUUUUGCGUUUUGGAUGCGUCAGAAUUUCCUGGGCGCGCUACGUUCUCCCCCCGUAAAUCAUUGAUCGGCAGCGCAGCUUGCCUCACCCAGGUAUACAUCAUCUUGAUGACUUCCGUU
Molecule: messenger RNA, 2239 nt
Organism: Ectocarpus sp. CCAP 1310/34
Lineage: Eukaryota; Phaeophyceae; Ectocarpales; Ectocarpaceae
Source: the annotation of a GenBank genome assembly